Drosophila elegans is the source of this 528-nucleotide messenger RNA. RefSeq lists its product as uncharacterized. The record is from RefSeq and is a predicted model, not a curated record. The transcript has a single exon. Lineage: Eukaryota; Metazoa; Arthropoda; Insecta; Diptera; Drosophilidae. Bases 118 to 516 code for a protein of 132 amino acids.
GACUAACUAGAGGGUAGCCUCAGAAAUAGUUGUCAGCCUGGUCGAUAGAAAAACCCGAUAUCGAUCCUCCUGAUCCUCCAGAAACCCAGCACCGCCUGCACCACAUCAUCGCGAGCCAUGGAAAUGGUGCACACGGCCAUCGGGGUGGCGGGCACAGUGGCCUUGCUCUUGGUGGUCUGCCGUUCGGUUUCGCAGGUGGCUGGCUUGGUGGCGGAUGAAACCCGAGCUCCGAUCUCCUACUUGGUGAGCCGCGGCGAUCCAUUGGCAGAUCAGCUGACGACCGCCGAGGGGAUAACCCCACUGGUGAAGGGAGAUCGAAUGGAUGGUGCCUGUUCGGUGGUCCAAAGUAUUGGCGGUAAGGCGUGUGGCUUGCUAGGACCUCUGCUGCCCAAACUGGGCGGCGAUCGGAAGUCCGGCGACUCAAGGACAGAAGAGGAAGUGGACAAAAAGGAACCGGAGGCAGCAGCACCGGAACCGGAAGCCCCUGCUGAGGCAGAUCCACCGGAAGAGGAGUAAGCUCCGGGUUUG